Messenger RNA from Naumovozyma castellii, 960 nucleotides. RefSeq lists its product as uncharacterized. The record is from RefSeq and is a predicted model, not a curated record. Bases 1 to 960 code for a protein of 319 amino acids. The transcript has a single exon. NCBI's taxonomy places the organism in Eukaryota, Fungi, Ascomycota, Saccharomycetes, Saccharomycetales, Saccharomycetaceae.
AUGAAUUUGAACAAGUCGUUGUAUGGUCUUAAACAAAGUGGAGCAAAUUGGUACGAUAAUAUAAAAAACUAUUUAAUAAAAGAUUGUGGACUAAAAGGAAUUAAAGGAUGGCCACGUGUGUUUAAAAAUGAUGACGUUACAAUAUGCCUAUUCGUUGAUGAUAUGAUAAUGUUCACAAAAGAGUUUAAAUAUGCAAACCAAAUUAUAGAUUGCCUAAAGAAAAGUUAUGACACAAAGAUUAUAAUGGAUGGAAACAGCAAGAUAAACGAAUUAGUGGAAUACGAUAUUCUAGGAUUGGAGAUUGAAUAUACUCGUGGUAGAAAAAUGCUUUGUGGUAUGGAAAAAUCACUCACUGAAAAGAUUCCAAGUCUAAAUACGCCACUAAACACUGCUGGUAGAAAAAUAAAUGCACCAUAUCAACCAGGUUUUAAAAUUGAAGACAAAGAUAUCGACAUGAAUGAAACCGAAUACAAUACGAGAGUAAAGAAGAUGCAAAAACUCAUUGGAUUAGCAUCAUAUGUUGGAUACAAAUUCCGUUUUGAUCUCCUUUAUUACAUAAAUGUUUUGGCUCAACACACGCUAUAUCCUACUUACCAAGUUUUAGACCUAACUCAUCAAUUGAUACAAUAUAUGUGGGACACCAGAGACCAAAAACUCAAGUGGAAAAAGAAAAGCAAGAAAGUAAAUAGAUUGGUAGCAAUCACAGACGCUUCAUUUGCAGGUCAGGAAUUGUACAAAUCACAAUUAGGAAUUUUUUAUUCGUUAAACGGUAAAAUUAUUGGAGCAAGGUCUACUAAAAUCAAGUUAACUUGCGUAUCUUCGACGGAAGCUGAAAUUUACGGAGUUAGUGAAUCCGUUCCUCUCGUAAACAGUUUAGAACAACUAAUAAGUGAAACUGACAACAAAACUUGUAAGAAAAGUAUUCUAACUGACAGUAGUCCAACAGUAUCCAUAGUAUAA